GAGAAGCGGCGUAUGGGCUACACCGAGGCGCGCGACGUGGAUCGCUUCGCAGUCUACCUGCUGGCCAAAGGUGCUGCGGGCAACCCUCUUCAGCCCGACGAGGAGUACGAUCCCGAGGCGGGACCAGCCACAGACGAGGAGCUAACGUUGCUUUGCAUCGACGAGGCACACCUCCUCAGCGAACCACCUUCGAACGAAAGCCGGGAGAUCUUCCUCCGCGACAUGCCCAUCGAG
Messenger RNA from Symbiodinium necroappetens, 234 nucleotides. The record is from the annotation of a GenBank genome assembly. NCBI's taxonomy places the organism in Eukaryota, Dinophyceae, Suessiales, Symbiodiniaceae.